This is a messenger RNA of Rhizophagus irregularis DAOM 181602=DAOM 197198, 805 nucleotides long. Its product is annotated as mitochondrial 37S ribosomal protein uS15m. Lineage: Eukaryota; Fungi; Glomeromycota; Glomeromycetes; Glomerales; Glomeraceae. Gene Ontology annotation, biological process: translation. Gene Ontology annotation, cellular component: ribosome. The record is from RefSeq and is a predicted model, not a curated record. Gene Ontology annotation, molecular function: structural constituent of ribosome.
GUUAUAUUUUUAUUAUAAUAUGUUUUCUUAUUAUAAAAGAUAUUUAUUUCCUUCAAGUAAUAAACUCUUUACAACGUUGAAGGCGCGUUUAUUUCACUCUACAACUCUCAUACAAAAAAGUCAUCCAAGAGAAAUAAAACGUCGAAAUAUUGCAAAAAAAAUAUCAAAAUUGCAACAAGAAAAUUCGAAAAGAUCCAAUGUUAUAACAGGAAUACCAACACCAUUUACAAAUUCACUUUUACGUCCUUCACAAAUUUAUACUUCAGCUAAUUCUACAUCAUCUCCCUCAACUCUUUCAUUAUCUGAAAAUAAACAAUAUAGGAAUUUUUUUUUGGAUGGAAAAGAUGAAGAAUUUUUAUUUAAAAUUGCACCAGAUAUUAUAAUAGAAAAUUCUACAACAGAACCAGAAAAAGAAUUAGGAAGAGUUCAAAUACUUAAAAAUUUAACUGGUCUACAUAAUGCUAGCUCUAAAGGUAUUUUAUUACAUAAUAUUCAAUUAGCUAUAAAAGAAUUUGCUAGAAAAGAAGGUGAUACUGGUAGUGCUGAAGUUCAAGCUGCUGUUUGGACUGCUAAAAUUUUAAAUCUUCAUGAGCAUAUUAAAAAUAAUCAUAAAGAUAAGCAUAAUUAUAGAGCUUUAAGAUAUAUGGUGCAUAAAAGGCAGCGUAUUUUAAAAUAUUUAAAAACGCAAAGUUUAGAAAGAUAUUUUACCUGUUUAAAGAAAUUAGGCUUAGAUCAAAAAUCCAUUGAAGGUGAAAUUGUUAUCUAAUACUUACUUUAUAUAUUUCUAUUAAAAAAAAAAUUAUUU